AUGAUCUUCGAAAGCGAGGAGCCAGAUCCGGAGCCGCAGGACGCUGUCGAUUGUUCCAUCGCUCUCAACAACAUCCUUUUUAAUCGCCUCCAGUCUGUGCGGGAACGAGUCCGGACCUUCGCGGUGGAAAAGGCCGCCAUGGAAAUCAACCUUGAACAUGACAACAGUGAAGAAUACCAUAGAUUACUAUACGCAUACAACGAGCUGGCUCUCGAACUGGAUCUGGAAGAGGGACUUUCCUCGGCCUACCUCCAGGAGGAUGUCGACUGCUACAUCCCUCACCCCCUCUUCGGCGCUCUCUCUCUCGUCAUUCGAAGAAAAGACCUUGGCUCAAAAGGUCUCGCCGCCAACAUCCCAGUCUGGAUUGUGCGCACAGGGGAAGAAGGAGAAGUCAACCUAAGCACACCCAUCCUCUUUGACGGCCUGAUCAAGGAAGAAGCAACCCAAGUACAAGAAGCAAACCUCUGCACCAUCGGCAAGCACGCCAUCCGCACAACACCUUCCCGAGCCCUGAAGUUUAUCUUCUCGCUCUCCGCCCGCGAAAACGCUGCCUUUGGCCAACAGCCAGACCUCUACCUCGCCACUCAACACCCUCGCCGUCUUCCCGACUGGCGAAACAAAUACCUCACCCUCGCUCAAAACCUCAAGCGAGAACUAGGCGGUUACGACGGCUUUUCCCCCGCUGACCUCCCCCCAGGCCCGAGCUCAACCUGGGUGGAGAACAUAACGCCAGAUAAGCUCGCGGCUCACUGGUUCGCAAAAGAACAAAAGUACAUCCGAGACCGCGAGGAGAAGCUGCGCAAGUCGUUGGUUGAGUUGAUGGAGGAAAAAGCCUCCGGGGUGGUGGAAUGGAGGUGGAACAAAAUCAACCAGAGGAUCCGGAGGAAGUUUGUAAGGUUGCGUAUGAGUCUCGUUGUCGGUGUUUCGUAUACAUAG
This is a messenger RNA of Podospora pseudocomata, 936 nucleotides long. RefSeq lists its product as uncharacterized. Bases 1 to 936 code for a protein of 311 amino acids. Lineage: Eukaryota; Fungi; Ascomycota; Sordariomycetes; Sordariales; Podosporaceae. The transcript has a single exon. The record is from RefSeq and is a predicted model, not a curated record.